AUGGCGGCCGAAGCACAAGCAGCUGCGUCUCCCUCUCCAGGUAAAGAGGCCCCGACUAUCUUGAACCUCACGAUCGUCCUUCCCGAUCCCGAGGCCGAAAAGCUGCAUAUCAUGGUAUCGUCUCAAGAACAAGUUCACGAGGUUCGACAGUCCAUCAUCGACCUGCCGGCGGCCUUCCAGUACACGUGCUUCCACCUCGAGUUCCAAGGCCAGAAGAUCAAUGACUACAUACCCUUGGCCGAGAUCCCGGAUCUUGGCACCGAGCCGGAAUUUCGCUUGGUGCCGGACCCGUACACCGAGAAGGAGGCCCGUAUCCAUCUGGUCAGAAUUCGUGAGCUCAUCGGUGCCGCUGGCAACCGCGUCGAUUCCGCACACGGCGUCCUGCCCGGACUGUCGCUGUACGAAUCCGUGACCAAGAAGCUGUCGGUUGAAACCGAGGGCAGCGAGGAACAGUCCCCUGCCAAGGACUAUGACUUCCAAGCUACUCCUUCGAUUACCGGCCUCGUCCCUGAGCCCCUUGAGCCGGCUCCCAAGACUGUCAAGAUGGUGGCUCUCUCAUCAUGGAACCCUCCGCCAUGCCAUUUGCAGCAGCGCGGGCACUUGCUCUACCUUGUCGUCACCACCAACGAAGGAGAGCAGUUCCAGAUCACUGCGCACGUGUCUGGCUUCUUCGUCAACAAAUCCUCCAACGCCAAGUUCGACCCCUUCCCGCGUCCCGCUCCCAAGGGACAGUCGUCUCAUUCCCUGCUGAAGCUCAUUGAGCUGCUCUCCCCCUCCUUCUCCAGCUCUUUCGAGAGCCUCCAGGAAUACAACAGCAAAAGGGACCCGCUGGCGACGUUCCAGAUCACUAACGCAAUCCCCAACUCACCUUGGGCUGUGCCGCCCCCUACUUCGUCUCUUUGCACACACACUCCCGACGUCACGAGGCCGCAAGAGACCUACCUCCUUGCGGGCGUAGACAACACAGACACUCUGCGAGAUUGGAAUGAGGAGUUCCAGUCGGCAAAGGAGCUGCCGAAAGAGAGCGUACAAGACCGAGUCUUCCGUGAGCGCCUGACAUCGAAGCUCUUUGCGGACUACAACGACGCUGCCGUCAAGGGCGCGGUGUUGAUUGCCCACGGAGACAUUGCGCCGCUCAACCCAACAGAGACUAGAGAUGCGCAGAUCUUCGUCUACAACAACAUCUUCUACUCUUUUGGAGCCGACGGCGUCGGCACCUUCACCUCCGAAGGCGGCGACGAGGCCGCGCGGGUUGCUACCGGAAAGGAUGUCGCGGGUGUGCAGCUGGUCAACCAACUGGACAUUGACGGCCUCUUCACGCCAGCCACUGUGGUUGUUGACUACCUGGGCAAGCGUAUUGUUGGCCAGAGCAUCGUUCCAGGCAUCUUCAAGCAGCGCGAGCCAGGAGAGCAUCAGAUCGACUAUGGCGCGGUGGAUGGAAAGGACGUUGUUGCGAUUGACGACCGAUUCACUUCUCCCUUCUCUCAGCUUUCCAAGGCUCUCAAGGUGAAGGCGCAUCCUGUUUGGGACAAGGAUGGCAAGAGAUUCGACCUCGAGGCGAGCGUGGAAACGAAGGGCUUGAUGGGCACAGACGGACGCAAAUACGUCCUCGACCUCUACCGGAUCACCCCCUUCGAUAUUGCUUGGCGGGAAGAGACUGCGGCUGCAGAUGAUCAGGCCGAAGCGGCCGAGUAUCCUCACAGGAUGACGGUGCUGCGACCGGAACUGGUCGAGUCUUUCGGUCGCUACCGGAUGAAGCAGUGGAUUGACGCCGAGCUGGCUCGCCGUGCCCCGCCCAAGUCAGGAGACGCUUCGGCCGAGACGUCCACCGAGGCCAAGGACGAGGCCCCCAAGGAGGAAGCCAAGGAGGAGGCCAAGGAGGAGGCCAAGGAAGAGGCCAAGGAUGAAUCCAAGGACGAGAAGACUGAGGCCGAAAAGACUGAGGCUGGCGAGGUCGAGAAGUCUCAGCCCAACCUCUCCGACUUCAAGUUCGCCCUCAACCCCGACGCAUUCAGCGGCCAGGUUCCCAUCACCGACGAGGAAAAGGCCGAGCUCGAAGCCGAUGAGAAGGAGGUCAGGGCGGCAGGAGAAUACCUGCGCGACCGAGUGAUUCCGGAGUUCCUGCGCGAGCUCGUCGAUUCGGACAUCAGCUUCCCCAUGGAUGGCCAGUCCCUCGGCCGCAUCCUGCACAAACGGGGUAUCAACAUCAGGUACCUUGGAAAGAUUACCACGCUCGCUACCAACGACCGACUUCGCUGCCUGCGGGAGAUUUGCAUCCAGGACAUGGUUGCCCGUGCGUUCAAGCACGUUGCCGCCAACUACCUGCGAUCUCUCCCCAUGCCAUUUGCGCCUUCUUGCCUGUCUCAUCUCCUGAACUGCCUGCUGGGCCAUCGGUUCAACUCAAAGCCCACGGCCGAUGUUGACCAGACCUUCCGGGAGCUGUACCCAGAGGCCGACCUCUCGUUCGAAUCCGUCACACCCGAGACGCUUCGGGAGCAGAUUGAGCAGCAGGUCUUGAAACGCUUCCGUUACCAGCUUGGCGCGGAGUGGUUCAACGAGGUUCGUCCUGUGCAGCUGCUCCGUGACAUCUGCAUCCGAGUGGGCGUUCAGGUCGUAGCCAAGGACUACGCCUUCGAGAGUGGUGCCGCUGCCGCCGCCCCUGCCAGCGCUGCCCAGCCAGAGCAGGUGAAUGGCCAGGCGAACAGCGAGACCAAGAGCAAGAAGAAGAAGAACAAGGCGGCAAGAGAGAGCGCACCAACAACACCGCCGGUGUCCGCGCCUCCUACCACCUUCACUCCCGAUGAUGUGAUCAACGUUGUGCCGGUGGUCAAGCAUUCGUGCCCUCGAAGCUCGCUUGCGGAAGAAGCGCUCGAGGCUGGACGAAUCUCCAUCCUGCAGAACCAGAAGAAGCUCGGACAGGAGCUGUUGCUGGAAUCCCUCUCUCUCCACGAGCAGAUCUACGGCAUCCUCCACCCAGAGGUCGCAAAGGUCUACAACAGCCUCUCGAUGCUGUACUACCAGCUGGAUGAUAAGGAAGUCGCCGUUGAGCUGGCUCGAAAGGCCAUCAUCGUUUCCGAGCGCACGGGCGGCGUCGACUCGGCCGAGACGCUGCUCAACUACCUGAACCUCAGUCUCUUCCUGCACCAGAUUGGUGACAGCAAGUCAGCCCUGGGUUACUCCAUCCACGCGCUCAAGCUGUGGAAGAUCAUCUACGGACCCGGACACCCCGACUCCAUCACGACCCUCAACAACGCGGCUGUGAUGCUGCAGGGUGUCAAGGCUUACCACGAGUCUCGCCUCUGGUUCGAGGAGUCCCUGCGCGUGUGCGACUCCGUGUUUGGCCGGCAGUCCAUCAACUCGGCCACUCUGCUGUUCCAGCUGGCGCAGGCCCUCGCGCUCGACCACGACUCCAAGGCGGCCGUCAACAGGAUGCGCGAAUCAUACAACAUCUUCCUUGCCGAGCUGGGCCCCGAGGACAAGAACACCAAGGAGGCCGAGAACUGGCUGGAGCAGCUGACCCAGAACGCCGUCUCGAUCGCCAAGCACGCCAAAGAUGUACAGGCCAGACGCCUGCGUUCAGGCAUCCGAUUCCCCGUGGCCACAGCCGCGCAAUCCGCAGGCGCGGCACCGCAGCGCGGAGCGGCGUCCCAGAUCGACUCCCGUAGCAUUGACGAGCUCCUCAAGUUCAUCGAGGGCAACGACGCGUCCAAGGCGGGAUCGAAGAAGCGACCCGGGCGCGGAAACCCCAAGAGGCGAGGAGCGGCCAAAUAA
Trichoderma citrinoviride is the source of this 3771-nucleotide messenger RNA. RefSeq lists its product as hypothetical. NCBI's taxonomy places the organism in Eukaryota, Fungi, Ascomycota, Sordariomycetes, Hypocreales, Hypocreaceae. The record is from RefSeq and is a predicted model, not a curated record. Gene Ontology annotation, molecular function: protein binding; mRNA binding. Bases 1 to 3771 code for a protein of 1256 amino acids. The transcript is spliced from 3 exons. Gene Ontology annotation, cellular component: cytoplasm. Gene Ontology annotation, biological process: intracellular distribution of mitochondria.